Molecule: messenger RNA, 741 nt
Organism: Tetrahymena thermophila SB210
Lineage: Eukaryota; Ciliophora; Oligohymenophorea; Hymenostomatida; Tetrahymenidae
Product: TATA box-binding protein (TBP): present in archaea and protein
Exons: 1
Biological process (GO): DNA-templated transcription initiation
Molecular function (GO): DNA binding; RNA polymerase II general transcription initiation factor activity
Source: RefSeq, a predicted model, not a curated record
AUGAGCAGCGAUAAAACAUCUCAGCAGACUUUUAAGUUAGCACCAAACAAUAGCGUCGCUUAGAGCAAUAGCAUAGACCAAAAUAAAAAUAAAAACAAUAUCCUUAGCACUAUAGAAACGAUGGAUAAGAGCAUAAGUGAAGAUUUAUACCCAAAAUUGUAGAAUAUUGUUUCCACUGUAAAUCUUAGUACAAAAUUAGAUUUAAAGCAAAUAGCUCUUAGAGCCAGAAAUGCUGAAUACAAUCCUAAAAGAUUUGCUGCAGUAAUUAUGAGAUUGAGAGAUCCUAAAACUACAGCUCUGAUUUUUGCUUCUGGUAAAAUGGUGUGUACGGGUGCAAAAACAGAAGAAGAUUCUAAUAGAGCUGCAAGAAAGUAUGCUAAGAUUAUCUAAAAAAUAGGUUUCCCCGUACAGUUCAAAGAUUUUAAAAUAUAAAAUAUAGUAGGAUCGACUGAUGUAAAAUUCCCCAUCAAUCUUGACCAUCUUGAAUAAGACCAUAAAAAGUUCGUUUAGUAUGAACCUGAAAUUUUCCCUGGCUUGAUUUAUCGUGAAUUUAAUACAAAAAUAGUUCUCUUAAUCUUCGUAUCAGGUAAAAUUGUACUGACAGGUGCAAAAACUAGAGAAAAUAUUAACAAAGCUUUCUAAAAAAUAUAUUGGGUUUUGUACAAUUACUAGAAAAAAGACUAUAGAGGUGCAAAUCUUCAUAAUUAAAAUUUAAAUAUUAAACCUAGUAUAAAAAAUUGA